AGUGCGCACGCCCAGCAACGCGACAAGGAAUCUCGCUGCCUCUGCCCUGCCAUUACACUACAAAUUCCCACCUGCUCCCCUGUUUCUUGGUUCCCUUCUUCUCCACAUCACCCCCCACACCCACCUUUCCCCUCCGCGGCGGCGCACGAGGGAUCUGCCUCCGUCCGGAGAAGACGAGGAGAUGAUGGGGAGGAAGGCCCUGGACUACGAGGAGCUCAACGAGAACGUCAAGAAGGUGCAGUACGCCGUGCGCGGGGAGCUCUACCUCCGCGCCUCCGAGCUCCAGAAGGAGGGCAAGAGGAUCAUCUUCACCAACGUCGGCAACCCGCACGCCCUCGGCCAGAAGCCACUCACCUUCCCCCGCCAGGUGGUGGCGCUCUGCCAGGCUCCAUUUCUGCUCGAUGAUCCCAACGUCGGCCUCAUCUUCCCCGCCGAUGCCAUCGCGAGGGCCAAGCACUACCUCUCCCUCGCACCCGGCGGUUUAGGUGCUUACAGUGACUCCCGAGGUAUCCCUGGGGUUAGGCAGGAAGUUGCCGAGUUCAUUCAGAGGCGUGAUGGGUAUCCAAGUGAUCCAGAGCUUAUCUACCUCACUGAUGGUGCCAGCAAAGGUGUGAUGCAAAUGCUCAACGCCAUUAUCAGAAACGAGAGGGACGGGAUUUUGGUCCCUGUUCCACAAUACCCGCUUUAUUCUGCUGCUAUUUCCCUCUUUGGUGGUUCUCUUGUCCCGUAUUAUUUGGAAGAAGAGGCUAACUGGGGACUUGAUCUUGUCAGUACCCGGCAAUCAGUUGCAGAAGCACGGUCAAAGGGAAUCACUGUUCGAGCAAUGGUGAUAAUAAACCCAGGAAACCCUACUGGUCAAUGCCUAAGUGAAGCAAAUAUUAGGGAACUUUUGAACUUCUGCUAUCAGGAAAACUUGGUUCUGCUUGCAGAUGAAGUUUAUCAACAGAAUGUUUAUCAAGAUGAGCGUCCGUUUAUAAGUGCAAGAAAGGUUAUGUUUGACAUGGGUCCUCCAGUAAGCAGGGAAGUUCAGCUGAUUUCUUUCCAUACUGUGUCCAAAGGAUAUUGGGGAGAGUGUGGACAGCGUGGUGGGUACUUUGAAAUGACAAAUAUUCCUCCCAAGACUGUCGACGAGAUUUAUAAGGUUGCAUCAAUCGCGCUGAGUCCAAAUGUUCCUGGGCAGAUCUUUAUGGGGCUUAUGGUGAACCCUCCUAAACCUGGAGACAUCUCGUACCUGAAGUAUUCUGCUGAAAGUAAGUCUAUCCUUGAAUCUUUGAGGAGGAGGGCACAAAUAAUGACAGACGGUUUCAAUAGUUGCCGAAAUGUUGUCUGCAAUUUCACAGAAGGAGCUAUGUAUUCUUUCCCGCAAAUACGCCUGCCGCAAAGAGCUAUGGAUGUAGCCAAAAGCGCUGGCAAAGCGCCUGAUGUUUACUACUGCCUCAAGCUUCUGGAAGCCACUGGAAUUUCCACUGUUCCAGGCUCAGGUUUUGGUCAGAAAGAAGGGGUGUUCCAUCUGAGGACGACGAUCCUGCCCGCGGAGGAGGACAUGCCGGCGAUCAUGUCGAGCUUCAAGAAGUUCAACGACUCAUUCAUGGAGCAAUACCAGGACCACUCGAGGCUGUGAAGAGAGAAGAAAACAAAGCAUCUACAUAUAAUAUAAUGCUGCUCUUUUCUACCAGCAAUUGAAGUUGAUUAAUUAGCUGUAAGCUGUAACUAUGGUGAAGAAAACUGGUUGCUAUGCUUGAUAUGUAUAGGGGGAAAUUAUAUGCGGAAAUGUUCGGUCCAUUUACUACAUAUGAUGAUACUGUAAUUGUUGGCUCCAAUAAUUGAUCCAUAAUAAAUAAUUAAACACCCUUUGUUAA
Triticum dicoccoides is the source of this 1859-nucleotide messenger RNA. RefSeq names its product glutamate--glyoxylate aminotransferase 2. NCBI's taxonomy places the organism in Eukaryota, Viridiplantae, Streptophyta, Magnoliopsida, Poales, Poaceae. The record is from RefSeq and is a predicted model, not a curated record. The transcript has 12 exons. Gene Ontology annotation, biological process: photorespiration; biosynthetic process. Gene Ontology annotation, molecular function: L-alanine:glyoxylate transaminase activity; L-alanine:2-oxoglutarate transaminase activity; pyridoxal phosphate binding. Bases 182 to 1621 code for a protein of 479 amino acids.